This is a messenger RNA of Cercospora beticola, 1195 nucleotides long. RefSeq names its product carbonic anhydrase family protein. Gene Ontology annotation, biological process: one-carbon metabolic process. Lineage: Eukaryota; Fungi; Ascomycota; Dothideomycetes; Mycosphaerellales; Mycosphaerellaceae. The record is from RefSeq and is a predicted model, not a curated record. Gene Ontology annotation, molecular function: zinc ion binding; carbonate dehydratase activity.
GCCUCGAGCUCGCAUCAACCCUCUGCCAACAUGAUUGCUCAUCAAUUUCUUGGGCUUGCGGCCCUUACUGCACUCGCCUCUGCAUGUGCACCAGAACUCCUCAAGCGCGAUGGAUGGCGCGGAGCACACCUCGCCAAACGCGCAGAGCCAGGAGCCAGAACAUGGAGUUUCGAGCUCGCUGAGGCAUGGAAUCAACUCAACCCAGAGUGGAGCACUUGCUACUCUGGCAGACGACAAUCGCCCAUCAAUCUUCGAAGCAAAUGGGGCUACUACACCCAGGAGCCACCCACUUUCCACUACCCCAAGAACCUGACUGGCAAGAUUGACAACUGGGACUUUGGUCCGCAGUUCUCAGUCGAAGUCGAUGACGACAACAAGACCGCUGCUUACAUCGAGUUCGACCAUGACGGCGAUCCAGAGAUUGCUUACUUCCGACAAUGGCACGUGCACACUGCGGCCGAACACACUAUCGACGGCUACCGACCAAAAGGCGAAAUUCACUUCGUGCACUACGACGACGCCGGCGUUCCUCGCUCUGUCAUCGGUUUCUUCUUCGAUCGCAAGAGCAAGUACGAUGACUACAACUUCAACUUCACUGGCCCAGCUAUCGAUGCCACCGGCUCGGCUUUCUACAGACAACUUGAGCCACUCGAGCUUCCUGAUAUCUUCAGCAACAACACUCUUGAGGGUGUCGAGUUGGACUUGAACCUUCUUGUCAAGGAGGCCAAGGACUACAAGAAGUUCUGGACCUACAAGGGCUCUCUUACCACUCCUCCUUGCUCUGAGGGGAUCCGCUGGUUCAUCUCGCCUGAAAUCAUCUGGCUUUCUGACGACCAGACCGAGAGCCUCUUGAGGGCUAGCACUUUCGGCGACCGCCCAGUGAACAGCGUUUGGGACCACGACAUCAACGUCUAAGUCUGACUUUACCUGUUCGCGCGAGCAUCUGACCUCCACGUCAGAUGUUGUUUGGUUGUACAUAGAUGGCAUGGGGUUGCAUUUGCAUUUGCAUCAGUGGCGUUCAAGGGAAUUAGCAUUUGUCAUUGUUAUAUACAUGCGCCUCCGGAAGCUGCGGCAUCGACAGUAUCGACAGUCUUCGUAGGCAGAGCACCAGAGAGAGAGAGAGAGAUAGAUGAGUGAGACAGUAGUGUAGCUGGCCUAAAGACUUCUCGGAGCAAAAACAACAUCAUCUCGCGUG